Molecule: messenger RNA, 1416 nt
Organism: Ilex paraguariensis (yerba mate)
Lineage: Eukaryota; Viridiplantae; Streptophyta; Magnoliopsida; Aquifoliales; Aquifoliaceae
Source: the annotation of a GenBank genome assembly
AUGUUGGAGAUUGCUGGGAGGACUGAUAUUCCAGUGGCCGAAGGAUCUCAUGUCACAAUUACCAAAGGUACAAAGCUUCGCAUUGCUGAUUUUGUCCAUGGCACGGAUGGACUUGGAAAUCAAGACUUUCUUCCGCCAAAAGGAAAGCCAAUUGAACAGUCAGCCGCUGAUUUUCUUGUUCAGCAGGCUAACUUUUACCCUGGAAAAGUCACUGUGGUGGCCCUGGGCCCCCUUACAAAUAUUGCACUGGCUAUUCAAUUGGAUCCUGCCUUCACCAAAAACAUUGAGCAGAUUGUUGUUCUUGGUGGUGCUUUUACAGUAAAUGGGAAUGUGAAUCCAGCGGCUGAGGCCAAUAUUUUUGGAGAUCCAGAUGCUGCUGAUAUUGUGUUCACAAGUGGAGCUGAUGUUUUGGCUGUUGGAUUAAAUGUUACCCAUCAAGUUGUUUUAACUGGUGCUGAUCGAGAAAGGCUAGUGGAGUCAAAUGGAAAAUUCUCCCAGUAUCUGUCCAAUAUCUUAGAUGUUUAUUUUUCUUAUCAUCAUGAUGCAUACAGCAUAAAAGGUGUUUAUCUUCAUGAUCCCACAGCUCUUCUUGCUGCUGUUAUUCCGUCACUCAUGACUUAUAUAGAAGGUGUUGUUAGAGUGCAGACAAUUGGCAUCACAAGGGGUCUGACAAUAUUUUACAACAAACAGAAAAGGUAGGAGUUUUUGUCUCCUUCAAAUAUUUGCUUAUUCUUUGGACAUCGCAUGGAGAUGUAACUGAUUUGAUUGAUUCCCAUUUCCUAUAAGCUUUUGAAUGCCCAUGUUUAUGGUCUUAAUUUGGGGUUCUGACAAUAAUCGCAUUUUGAUAGUGAGAGACAAGUGUAAUAGUCCGUUUGGUAUGAAGAAUGGAAAGAAAGGAAGGAAGGAAAAGUGAAAGGAAUACACUUUCCAUCCAUGAAGGAAAGAAAGUUAUUUUCCCUCCUUUUUGUUUGGUAGGAGGGAUGGAAAGUAAAAGGGAUAUAUUUUCCAUUGUUUGGUAUAAAUGAAAAAUGAAAGGAAAGGAAAACCAUGCAUACCCAAUUUUACAAUUCUACCCUUUAAAUAUAUGAAGUCAUUUUAUGUGUUUCUUGUGUUAGUAAAAAAAUAAUUAGCAAAUAUAUAUAUAUAUAUAUAUAUUUGAAAAAAUAGAAAAAAUUUAUAGAUUGAAACCAAUUAUUAUAAGAAGCAACAGUACACAAGAAUCAAACAAUGAAAAAAUUACAAAAAAACCUCCUGAUGCUAUAAUCCUUCAAGACUCCUUAGAAGUUAGAAUCACUUCUAAGGCUUCAGACUGCCUGCCCAGAAAUAGGCCAUUAAAGAGGUAAUGUACCUCUUUUUUUUUUUUCAGAAUCAAAAACAGAAACUGUUUUAACAAAAAAACAGAAAAAACUGUUACAG